This is a messenger RNA of Scedosporium apiospermum, 207 nucleotides long. RefSeq lists its product as uncharacterized. Bases 1 to 207 code for a protein of 68 amino acids. The transcript is spliced from 3 exons. The record is from RefSeq and is a predicted model, not a curated record. Lineage: Eukaryota; Fungi; Ascomycota; Sordariomycetes; Microascales; Microascaceae.
AUGGGUGGCGCGGACAGACAAGGUGGCAAAGUCAAGCCUCUCAAGGCCCCCAAGAAGGCCCAGAAGGACCUCGACGACGACGAUCGUGCGUUCCUCGAGAAGAAGAAGGCCGAGGAGAAGGCUCGCAAGGAGAUGGCGGCCAAGGCGGGAGGCAAGGGACCUUUGAACACCGGUUCUCAGGGUAUCAAGAAGAGCGGCAAGAAAUAG